UUUUAAAUUAUGUUUAGUGAAAAUAUUUAAAUUUUAGAUAAUUAAAAUAGCAUGAAAUCAAAAAACUAAUUUUCAAAAGCUAGCAGUGAGCUAAUAUAAAAGCUUUAAUAAUUAAAUUUAAGUAGCUCUAGCUCUGAUUCAUUUGAUUCUGAGUUCAAAUAGCCAUUUCUAAAUGCUCUUAAAUUGAAUUAAUAAUUAGAUGUUGACAAACCUAAUUUUAAGUAGAAUAAUUUCUUUAGUGAAAAAUCUAAUGAGAGCAAUGAUCUAAUAAUAUAAAAGUAGAUAAUCGAAAGAAUUAUUCAAAAUUAACUUCGAAAUAGCUUUAAAGAAGCUACUUUAUAAGCAAACAAAGAAAACUUUUAAUAGAAUAAUUUUUAGAACGCUUAAAGUGAUUCAGAAAGAAGCGAAAUUUAUUUAUUUCAAGAUGGUAAAGAUUAAUUUAGGCGGAUAUCAUAAAGAUUAAAAACCUCUCCAAGCCUAUAGAAAAAAUUAGUUGACAAGAACCUAGAAGAUGAGGAAGACCCCUUUAAAAUUUAUGACAAGCUGAAAGAAAAUAUAAACAAAGAAAUAACUCUAAGCAAAUAGAGAAAUGAAUAGUACUUAAAUGAAAUAAAUCAUUUAUAAAAUGAAUUGAUGAGCUUAAAGCUCUAAGAGGUGGAGUUCGAAAAAGAUUUUCUACUUGGCAGACAUCAAAAUUUUGAGAAUAAAAUAUUUACUUUCAAUACUAUGCCAAACAAUAAUGAGUUGUAGUCUAAUUAGAAACUCUCAGAUGCUAUUUAAAGCAACAAUUUAAACCACCUUUACAAAUAGCCUCAAUCAUUCAUAAACCUUCACCACAGCAUUCCUAAAUUUUAAUAGCUAUAAAACAACAAUAAUAAUGAUUAAAAUAUUUCUAUGAAUUAUAAAAUCCCGUAUCAAUAUCGUUCUUUUUCUACUCUGGACAACUCAAAUAAAUUUGAUAGAUAUGAAAAAAGGCAUUAAAAUAAAAGUUUGUAGCUGUUUCACAAUCAAAAUUAAAAUAAUUCUAUUUUAAAUUAUACAAAUUAAAAUAAUUCUAUUUAAAAUUAUACAAAUUAAAAUAAUUCUAUUUAAAAUUAUAUAAAUUAAAAUGAUAAUAAUUAUGACUAUGAUAAUAUUUUAUACAAUCAAAGAUAGCAAAACUUCCCUAAAAACAGUCAAUUCAAGGAACCUUUAAAUUAUAAUAAUGAGAAAAUUGUUUUAGUAAAUUACCCUAAUAGCAAUAUUAUCUAGCAAGAAUAGCUUUAAUAGACCAAAUAAAAUUACUAAUUUGUGAGUUUACUUUAGAAUAGCAGCUAGCCAGAUACGCAAUCAAUAAAUGUUCUAUAAAAGUGUAACGAUUAGCAGUUGGAUAUUUCAUAAGAAAAUGAAGUUCAAUAUGAUUAUUUCAAGCCAAUAUACAAUUCUGGGUACUAGCAUAAUCAAUCUGAAUUGCAAAAAGAAAUCAGCACUCAAGAAAAACAAAAAGCACAAAAAAAGAGAGUCAUGAGCAUAAAGCCUUUGUAGCUUUAGUCUUAAAAGACAUUAAAAUAAAAGACUAUUUAAAAGUAAGAUGGGUAAGUAGAUUUUUAUAAAAGUCCUCUUUAAAACAUAAGAAUAAAAGAACAAGAGUAGAUUUCUGACUAGAACAAAGUUUCAAAAGUUCAAAAGAAGCUUAAUAAGUUAGUUAAUCCAGCUAUCCAUCAAAGCAAAUCAGAAGCAUCAAUAAAAAAGAAAGCUCACUCUUUGAAAAGUUUGGAGUAUUCUCAUUCAUAUAAAGACUAAAAGCAAAACAUUAUAAAUAGCACAAAUGAAUCUCAUUAAAGUCCUAAGAAAAACAAAAGUCAGAAUAUAAAAGAACUAAAGCAAAACAAAAAAAUGAAAUCACUUUAUGAAUAAACUCAAAGCAAAAAUAUUUCAUAGAUAUCUACUAAAAAGAAAGAUGUCACUUCCUCCAAUAAUUUGUAACUAAAAAAGAUGAAUUCCCUUUAGCAUUUAAAAGUUUAAAGCAACUUAUCAAGUAAAUAAGAUUUAAAAAAGAAAGAAGCAUGUAAAGAAUGCCUGAACCUAUUAAGAAAAAAUAUUUCUACAACAUACUGCACUCAAAAACAUAAUUAAAAAAAUGCAAGUUAAUGA
Tetrahymena thermophila SB210 is the source of this 2133-nucleotide messenger RNA. RefSeq lists its product as hypothetical. The transcript has 5 exons. The record is from RefSeq and is a predicted model, not a curated record. Lineage: Eukaryota; Ciliophora; Oligohymenophorea; Hymenostomatida; Tetrahymenidae.